Messenger RNA from Anoplophora glabripennis (Asian longhorned beetle), 7070 nucleotides. It is a transcript of the gene Dscam1, whose product is annotated as Down syndrome cell adhesion molecule-like protein Dscam2. The transcript is spliced from 24 exons. Gene Ontology annotation, molecular function: cell-cell adhesion mediator activity. The record is from RefSeq and is a predicted model, not a curated record. The coding region runs from base 24 to 5234 and encodes 1736 amino acids. NCBI's taxonomy places the organism in Eukaryota, Metazoa, Arthropoda, Insecta, Coleoptera, Cerambycidae. Gene Ontology annotation, biological process: homophilic cell-cell adhesion; axon guidance; dendrite self-avoidance. Gene Ontology annotation, cellular component: axon; plasma membrane.
UUCUACGAUAGGUCUUAUAUGCGAUGCUCAAGCUUUCCCUGGACCAAAAAAAAGAACCUACUGGAUCUGUUGGACCCCGAUUGACAACUAGGACCAUAGAUAUAAGAUUGGUAAAAUCCGGUGACUCUGCAGUGGCUCUUUGUCCUGCACAAUCCUUCCCCGUUCCAUUUUUUAGAUGGUACAAGUUCAUUGAAGGAACAAACAGAAAGCAAGCUGUCACUCUAAACGAUAGAGUCAAACAAGUAGCUGGAACUCUCAUCAUCCGCGAGGCCCACGUCGAGGAUUCUGGAAAAUACCUUUGCGUCGUUAACAAUUCCGUUGGAGGAGAGAGUGUCGAAACCGUUCUUACCGUAACGGCCCCACUAAAAGCGAAAAUCGACCCACCAGUCCAGACAAUCGAUUUCGGAAGACCAGCCGUUUUCACUUGCAAAUUCGAAGGAAAUCCAAUAAAAACCAUCACCUGGAUGAAGGACGGAAACCAAAUCGACCAUACCGAUGCCAUUUUACGCAUCGAAGCCGUACGGAAAGAGGACAAAGGCAUGUACCAGUGCUUCAUCAGAAACGACCAGGAAAGCGCCGAGGGCACCGCCGAGUUGAAGCUCGGAGGAAGAUUCGAACCACCCCAGAUCCGCCACGCUUUCAACGAAGAAACCGUACAACCCGGCAAUUCAGUUUUCAUGAAGUGUAUUGCAUCCGGUAAUCCCACGCCCGAAAUCACAUGGGAAUUAUACGGAAGGAGGUUAUCCAACAACGACGUUUACCAGAUCGGUCAGUAUGUUACUGUGAAUGGUGACGUGGUGUCGCAUUUAAAUAUCACCGCGAUUCACACAAACGACGGUGGUUUAUACAGAUGUGUCGCGAGUAGCAAAGUGGGUUCUGCCGAUCAUUCCGCUAGAAUUAAUGUGUACGGUUUGCCGUUCGUGAGGUCUAUGGAGAAACAAGCCAUCGUCGCCGGAGGCACUCUUAUAGUACACUGCCCCUUUGCUGGUCAUCCCGUCGAGGCUGUGGUCUGGGAAAGAGAUGGCAGGUUGUUACCCAUCAACAGGAAACAGAAGGUAUUCCCCAACGGAACUCUUAUUAUUGAAAACGUCGAAAGGGCAUCCGACCAAGCCACUUAUGUUUGCGUGGCGAAAAACUCUCAGGGAUACAGUGCCAGAGGAUCACUAGAAGUACAAGUUAUGGUUCUGCCCCGUAUAGUUCCGUUUAGUUUUGGUGAUACCGCCAUUUAUUCUGGUCAAACGACCCAAGUGACGUGUUUGGUUUCCGAAGGCGACACUCCCUUGGUCUUAACGUGGAGUUUCGAGGGGAAUUUCAUAGAUUCGCAGAAUGGUUUUAGUACCACGAAAAUUGGCCAGAAAGCGAGCCUAUUGCUCAUAGACUCCGCAACCGAGGAACAAGCUGGGAAUUACACGUGUACCGCAAAAAAUAGGGCUGGAUCUGUAUCUUAUACCGCCGAGUUGAACGUUCAUGUGCCUCCGAGGUGGAUCUUAGAACCUACCGAUAAAGCGUUUGCGCAAGGUUCUGAUGCCACUGUCGAAUGUAAAGCUGACGGCUUCCCCAAACCCGUUGUUACCUGGAAAAGGGCUACUGGGGUAUCGCCUGGCGAUUACAAAGACUUUAAACCAAAUAAUCCAGACAUUAAAGUUGAAGAUGGCACUCUUACUAUUAAUAAUAUCCAAAAAAUAAACGAAGGUUACUAUUUAUGUGAAGCUGUGAACGGAAUUGGUUCUGGGUUAUCGGCCGUCAUUCUGAUUAGCGUACAGGCCCCUCCACAGUUUGAAGUAAAAUACAGAAAUCAAACGUCAAGGAGAGGCGAACCAGCCGUACUUCAAUGCGAGGCUAAAGGAGAAAAACCGAUCGGUAUCUUAUGGAACAUCAACAACAAACGUUUAGAACCAAAAGGUGAUAACCGGUACACGAUCAGAGAGGAAAUUCUACCAAACGGCGUCCUGUCGGAUUUGAGCAUUAGACGAACCGAACGGUCCGAUUCCGCUCUUUUCACCUGCGUUGCCACCAACGCUUUCGGAAGCGAUGAUACCAACAUUAACAUGAUCGUGCAGGAAGUACCCGAAGUCCCUUACGGUUUGAAAGUUCUAGACAAAUCCGGGAAGAGCGUUCAGUUAUCGUGGGUUUCACCUUACGACGGAAAUUCUCCAAUCGAGAAAUUUGUAAUCGAGUAUAAACCAAGCAAGGGAAUUUGGGAUAAGAACGCCGAAAGAGUCUUAAUACCCGGAGAUCAAACCGAAGCUGGCAUUUUCACUUUACGGCCCGCCACGACGUACCACAUUCGCAUCAUCGCCCAGAACGAGAUCGGUUCCAGCGACCCAUCUGACACCGUCACGAUAAUUACUGCCGAAGAAGCUCCAAGCGGACCACCAACGAGUAUCAGGGUAGAAGCCGAAGAUCAGCAUUCCCUCAUUGUUUACUGGAAACCACCCCACAGAGACCAAUGGAACGGAGACAUUCAGGGAUAUUUCGUUGGAUACAAACUGGCCAACAGCGACAAACCAUAUCUGUUUGAAACCGUUGAAUUUUUACGUGAGGAUGAAGGCAAAGAACACCACUUGAAGAUUUCCAAUUUGAAAACUUAUACUCAGUACUCCGUUGUUGUGCAAGCGUUUAACAAAGUCGGUGCCGGCCCCACCUCCGAAGACAUAAAGGCGAACACUGCGGAAGGCGUGCCCGAACAACCCCCAGAGAAAGCUACCUGCACCACUCUGACGGCACAAACUAUUAGAGUUUCUUGGGUUUCUCCACCACUCACCUCUGCCAAUGGCAUCAUUAAGGGAUACAAAGUGAUCUACGGACCUUCGGAUUCGUGGUUUGACGAGAAUACCAAGGACACGAAAAUAACGGCAUCGAGCGAGACGAUCCUCCACGGUUUGAAAAAAUACACCAACUACAGCAUGGAGAUCUUGGCUUAUACCUCUGGAGGAGACGGAGUACGCACCACGCCAAUCCAUUGCCAAACGGAACAAGACGUGCCCGAAUCCCCAACAGCUGUCAAGGCCCUUGUUAUGUCUUCCGAUUCGAUCCUGGUGAGCUGGAAACCUCCAACCGAACCCAACGGCAUCGUCGAGUACUACAUGGUUUAUUACAAGGAGGCCGGAAAUAGCAAUGAAAAACCAAAAUCUCAGAAGAUCGUACCUAACCUCAAGAAUCAGAACUUGAGCUACCAGGCAAAGAAUUUGGACAGCUCCCUCAAGUACGAAUUCUGGGUAACAGCCGCCACCACCAUCGGCGAAGGACAAGCCUCCAAGAAAGUUACCGUUUCCCCUAGUACUAGCGUUCCCGCGAAAACUGCCUCUUUCGACGACACAUUCGUCACCACCUACAAGGAAGAUGUAACCCUCCCCUGCUUGGCUGUCGGAGUGCCACCACCCGUCAUCACGUGGAAUAUUAAGGGCGUCAAGUUCUCCACCAACUCGAACGACAGGAUCAGACAGCAACCUGACGGUUCCCUCUUCAUUCGCGACGUGACCCGUGGCGAUGCCGGCGAAUACUCCUGCCGUGUCGAGAACGACUAUGGACAGGAUUCCGUUACCCACCAGCUCAUAGUUAACGCCCCACCUAAUGCUCCCAUCGUACAACUUACCUCGACCACGACCAACUCCUUGACGAUUAAGCUUAAACCCCAUGAGACGGACGGAGAAUCCAUCCACGGCUACACGAUCCAUUACAAACCGGAAUUCGGGGACUGGGAAACCGUCCAGGUUGGUCCCAACGUCGACAAGUACACUAUCGAGAAGUUGAUGUGCGGCACGAGAUACCAGCUUUACGUCACGGCUUAUAACAGCAUCGGUACCGGAGACCCGUCCGACAACCUCAACCCCAAGACCCGCGGCGAAAAGCCACACAUUCCAAGCGCCGACCAAUUCAUCGAAGAGUCAUCGAACAGCAUAAUCCUCCAUCUUGGCGCUUGGUCCGACGGCGGUUGUCCCAUGCUGUAUUUCGUCAUCGAACAGAAGAAGAAGUCGAGCAGCGAAUGGAUCCAAGUUUCCAACAACGUGAAACCGGGCCAGAACUUUGUCCUUCUCGAUUUAGACCCAGCCCAAUGGUACCACUUGAGAGUUACGGCCCACAACAACGCAGGAUUCAACGUCGCCGAGUACGAGUUCGCCACGCUGACUGUUACCGGAGGUACUAUUGCCCCGGCCCGUGAAAUCCCAAAAGAGGACACCAUACAAAUAAUCCUCGCAAACCUUAACCUUGUAGUUCCCGUAGUGGCUGCCAUCUUGGUCAUUAUUGUUGCCAUUAUCGUGAUCUGUGUGUUGCGUGGCAAAGGAAACUAUAACAAAGAUGACGUCGUCUACAACCAGUCCUGCAACGCCACCUCCACCCUUGACAAGCGCCGGCCCGACCUGAGGGACGAACUGGGAUACAUUGCCCCGCCCAACAGGAAGCUGCCUCCCGUCCCCGGUUCCAAUUACAACACCUGCGACCGAAUCAAGAGAGGUACCUUAAGGGCACAUUACCGUUCUCAUUCCACUUGGGACCCCAGACGUCAUUUAUAUGAGGAGUUGAGGAGUAGGAGGGGCUCAAAUGAGACUGUUCAUACUCAUAGAGGCAUGGACGAUGAAAUUUGCCCCUACGCCACUUUCCACCUCUUGGGAUUCCGCGAAGAAAUGGACCCAACCAAAGCCAUGCAAUUCCAAACCUUCCCCCACCCACACGCAGGAACGAUGGGACCAUCCGGAAUGAACACACCCCACGGACUACACUCGCGUAAUGGAUCACAAUCGAUGCCCCGCCAAAAUAGAAACCGCUACGAUAGAGUUGGAUCUCAAGGCAACGGAAGCAUUUACUCGCCAGGCCCCGAAUACGACGAUCCAGCCAAUUGCGCCCCCGAAGACGAACAAUACGGAUCCCAGUACGGCGGCUACGGAGCUCCCUACGACCAAUACGGCAGCAGAGGUUCAAUUGGACGCAGAUCUCUUGGUUCCAUGAGGGUACAACCAACCAGCGGCAGCCCCGAACCACCACCCCCACCACCACGCAACCACGAUCCAUCGUUUAACGACUCGAAGGACAGCAACGAAAUUUCCGAGGCGGAAUGCGACAGGGACCAGCUCAUCAACAGUCGGACAUACGGCGAAGAUGAACAGGUUAUGAGAGGUAACUCAAAGGAUGGCAUGACCCACGAAGAAAUGCGCAAACUGAUUGAGAGAAACGAAACAGGGCAAGCCUGCGCAGCAAACGGGGGACUCACAGCCUACGAUACUAUGGCAGUGUAAUCUGUAAGAAGACAGAAGAUGAUACGCCCUUUCGUUUUUUUAGACAUCACACCUUGACAUUUUUCGACUUAGUUGAAGCUUUCUUUAUGAGCGGUCCGCCCGUAGGUGUGAUUACUAAAAUAACGACCCUAUUUGUACGGGAUAUUCGCACGGAUUCGUCGAGACUGAAUAUUUUUGGAUUCCAUGACUUUUUAGCACAAAUUAAUUUGAAAUCUAAGUUUUAUGCGAAUGUCUCGUACAAGUACGCAUUUUACUUUUUGAACCAAAUAUUUAUUUAAGUUUCUGUUGCGUUGGAGGCCGCUAUUACGAAUACGUACACAUUUCUGCCAAUGUUUCUUGGUGUUUAUACGAUUUAUUGUGUUUGUUGGACGGUGGCUCAAUGUGUCAUGUGAUAUUUUCCGGUUCGUAAGUGUUUCUUUGAGUUGUAUCGAGCAGGCGUUUGUUUUCUUUGGUCUACAGGUGGUGCCAAAAAUUUGUAAGAAGCGCGCGCGUCCCCACGAACUCAUCAUACUGUAGGCUUAAUUUUUUUUUGUAUAGGUAGCGUAUUGUUUAUUUCGUGCUUUAUUAGAUUGUUUUUGUUUCCUGUUUUCUCGUGUAGUUAUUAGUGCGGUUGGCGAUAUGGUUUAGUUAUUUUUAUUGUACUGUACAAGUGUUUGAAGGUUGUGCGUCGCCAACUUGUAAUUAUACAUAUAAAUGCUAACGCAGAAAAUUAUAUAUAUAGCUUUGUGUAGGGCGUUGACAGUUUGUUAAGUUCCGUGUCCAUAAACUAUUUUUCUGGUUUGCAUUUAUUUACACAAACGUCGGAAUUUUCGGGCUGUCAACGUUUGCACUUAAUUUUUUUCGUUUCUCGUAGAUGAAAUUAGGAAGAUAUAUAUAUAUACUAUUUUUAGUUGCUAAUUCAUGGAGAAAUAUAUAAGUGUUUUAAAAUUUACAGAAUGCAUGUAAAUUAUAUGUAGGUAUUUUAAACGUUUCGAUAACACGAGAAUAUGGGUUUUUUUUGUUAAGCGACAUACUAUUGAUGAAUUAAUACUCAGCAGAUAUUAAAAUGCUUGUAUUUACUUUUAGGAUGUUAAGAUACCUGUAGUUUUAGGGCAUAUUUUUAAGCGUUUACCAUCAUGGUGGCAUUUUAGACGUUACCCACUGAAUUGAUUCUGCGACAAAAGUCUUACGAAUAUCUGGGUUGAGAUAUACGAAUUCUUGUAGUUUUCACAAAUCGGCAUGUACGGAAAUGUGGAAGAGUAAAAAAUUAGCAUUACUUCUAUUCCUUUGAGGAUUUGCCUUAUUUAAGUAGAAUCGUUUGUUUCCCUUUAAGCCUGGACUUCAGACCCUCUUACUCUACCAAAUUUUAGUGUGCGAAGCUACAAGAAACUUUACUUUCAAGUUCCUAAAGUAGUUUGCUGAAUUCUUUGUAAAGUACGUUUGUUUCUAUAAUAACCUAGUCAUUUAACGGAAAUACUAUCACACCCGAACAACCACCGAUUCAGGAAAUGGCAAAUGAUAUUAUUUUCACGAUAAUGGUUUGAAAUGCCAUUAUAUAUGUAUCGUAAGUUAUAAGUGUGCUAUAUAUCCGAUAGUCUUAAGAAGUGAUAAGUAUAAAUAUCUUACUGUAUCCAUAAUCAUUAAUUUCAGCAAUAUAUUUAAUCUUUCUAUACUAAUCAUUUUUGUACACACUUCCUUUUAUUGUAAUAUUAAUUAAUUGUAAUUUUUUUGGAUUGUGGUGUUGCAAAUGUUUAGAGUGUGUUUUAUACAAGUUUGCCAUUUUACGACACUCUAAUUUCUAAGUGCUUGUAUACCAAAGUAAGUUUUUUGGUUAAAUAUACAAAUAACUAAAUUAUA